AUGCCAAAUAACAGGGGAAGCAGUAGUUCUGCUGUUAGGGCGGCGGUUGGACAUCCAAACACUGGACGCCGUUGGUUUGUACCUCUCAUCGUUGCUGCAAAUGUUGUCAUGUUCGUUGUUACCAUGUACUUCAACAAUUGUCCCAGCCAUGAGUCGGGUUGUGUCCCGAGGUUUCUUGGACGCUUCUCUUUUGAGCCCGACCAUGAGAAUCCUCUGUUUGGUCCUUCUUCUUCAACAUUAGAUAAGUUGGGGGCUACUAAGUGGUACAAAACCGUGCAUGAAGGCCAAGGAUGGAGGCUUGUAACAAGUAUGUGGUUACAUGCCGGCAUUAUUCACCUCGUCGCGAAUAUGCCCACUCUUCUCCUUAUUGGCAUUUGUCUUGAAAAGCAACGCGGAUUUGUCUGUACUGCAGUUAUCUACUUAUUGUCGGGAUUUGGUGGGAAUAUACUCUCGUCUUUGUUCAUUCGGGGGAGUAUCUCUGUCCGUUCCUCCGGGGCUGUGUUUGGCUUUCUGGGUGCUCUCUUGUCCGAGCUUAUCACAAACUGGUCCAUCUGUCCCAAUAAGGUUGCUGUAUUAGUCUCAUUCGUGGUGUUACUUGCCGGGAAUCUGGGAAUAGGAAUCCUGCCGAGGAUCGAUAAUUUUGGCAAUAUUGGUGGGUUCUUGACGGGGUUUCUCCUGGGUUUUAUUCUGCUGCCGUGUCCUAGGUUUGGUUGGACAGGAAGUAGUACGGGUUUUGUAUCAAAAUACAAAGCUCACCAAUAUGCGUUGCGCUUUGUUUCUCUCACCCUACUGAUUGCAGGGUUUGCAUUAGGACUGGUUUUGCUGUUCAGAGGUGUGAAUGGUCAUGAUCAUUGCCCUUGGUGUCACUACUUGAACUGUAUCCCAUCCUCCAAAAUGGACGUGUUGAAACUUUAUAUAGUUGAAUUUUCGGCGCUGGGGGCGGUGGUCACGGCGCCCGGCAUCACGAACGGAGCGCACACGUUCAGGUUCCCUAGUGAGGCGCUGCAACUGUCAACCUGGGAGUUGGCCGCCGGGAACUCUAGUGUCGUGGCCGCCAUCAUCACGGCCAACGCCACCCAAACAACCAUUCUCUUUGAGUUUGAGUUUCCCGCCAUUGCUAGCUAG
Ipomoea triloba (trilobed morning glory) is the source of this 1125-nucleotide messenger RNA. Its product is annotated as RHOMBOID-like protein 2. The transcript is spliced from 5 exons. Gene Ontology annotation, biological process: proteolysis. The coding region runs from base 1 to 1125 and encodes 374 amino acids. The record is from RefSeq and is a predicted model, not a curated record. Lineage: Eukaryota; Viridiplantae; Streptophyta; Magnoliopsida; Solanales; Convolvulaceae. Gene Ontology annotation, cellular component: membrane. Gene Ontology annotation, molecular function: serine-type endopeptidase activity.